Molecule: messenger RNA, 1250 nt
Organism: Chelonia mydas (Green sea turtle)
Lineage: Eukaryota; Metazoa; Chordata; Testudines; Cheloniidae
Gene: IFT22
Product: intraflagellar transport 22
Exons: 5
Coding region: 355-945 (196 amino acids)
Biological process (GO): intracellular protein transport
Cellular component (GO): endomembrane system
Molecular function (GO): GTPase activity
Source: RefSeq, a predicted model, not a curated record
GGUGAGUGCGAGGCCCGGCCCCGCCCGGCGGCUGAGCAGAGGCCCCGGGGAGCCUCCUCGGUCCCGAACCCUCCCCGCCCCCGGGAACAGCCCCCAGGCCCCCCCGUGUGUGUGUCGGGGCCUCCGCCCCGGAGCCUCGGACCUGCCCCACCGGGGCCCCCCUAGCUGGGCCCGCAUCCCAGAGCCUCGUUGGCGCCCCAUGUGAUUAGCCAAGCUCCUCCCCCGCGAGCCUUGUCUGUGUCUCAUCCGAGUGGCCAAACGGGGGGCCCCGGGUCUUGUGCGUGUCUCCCCCUCCCCCGUCAACAUGAACAGCCCGGCUGGGAGCCCACAAGGAUCCAAGCCCACAAAGAUCCUAUGGGCCCCACCCCCGCGGACAGGGAAGUAGCCCCCACCCACCCCAAACAGCACAAAUCAUGUUCCAAAUCUGGAAAAUCCGUCUUGGCAAACUUUCUGUCAGAGAGCACAGAAGGCAUUAGCAGCUACGUCCCCACUCAAGGAGUGAGGAUCCUGGAAUAUGAGAAACCAAAUAUGAAUGGCAACAGUAAAGGGGCGGGGUGUCGAUUUGAGCUGUGGGAUUGUGGCGGUGAUCAAAAGUUUGAAACUUGCUGGCCAGCUCUGAUGAAAGACUCCCAUGGUGUUGUAAUAGUCUUCAACCCAGAACUGCCCAGUCACCUGAAGGAAAUUGAAAUGUGGUACUCCUGCUUUGUGCAGCAACAGCAGUUACUAGAUAACCAGUGUCUGCUAAUUGCACACCAUAAGCCAGGCAGUGCAGGGGACACAGAAAACCUGUCCUUGGCUUCACCACUGAACAAACUGAAACUAAUACACUCCAGCCUGGAAGAAGAUCCUGAGGAUGUCCGCAUAGAAUUUGUGAAAUACUUCAAAAGCAUUAUCAACUUACUAAAUGAGAGCAGAGACAGGGAAGAGAUGUCAAUUAUUACCUAAUGCUGGAAGAAAUACUGAAGUAAGAGAGAUACAGUACUUCUUUCAUUAUGGAAUCUGCCCAAUCCAGGAAACAGGAAUUUAUCUUCAUCUCUGGCAAAUGACAGUCCACAAACAUUAACGAGUUUACUUUCCCAAAAGCAAGUAGAUGCACAACUUGACUCGUCAUGAGAACCCACUAUUGACUUCUAAUGAACUGCUAUCCCCAAGAAUUGCAUGUAAGUCUAGGAAUUUGGAUAAAUUAAGCUGCCUCCUGGCAUUAGAUAAAGAGAACAAGAAUGUAUUUUCUAAUAAAACAUUGAUCUAGA